AUGGCGCCGCCCGCCGAGAUUACCAUUCCGACAACGUCCCUCCACACGCCCGCCGAUAACUCGAAACCUUACACGCUCUACAACAUCACACUGCGUCUGCCGCUGCGCACCUUCGUCACCCAGAAGCGCUACUCCGACUUUGCCACCCUUCACCAGACCAUCACCGCCUCAGUCGGCGCUUCGCCGCCGGCCCUGUUGCCGGGCAAGUCGUGGUUCAAGUCGACUGUUUCGUCGCCUGAGCUGACAGAGGACCGUCGCCGCGGCCUCGAAGCCUACCUUCGCGCCGUAGCAGAGUCGCCCGACCGACGUUGGCGGGAUACCCCCGCCUGGCGCACCUUCCUCAACCUGCCCAGUCCGAACAGCGCCGGUAACAGCGCCGCGAGCGUGAGGCGUGGCUAUGGCAUCCCAAACAAGGAUGCUGCAAACGCGGCUGCGGCCCAGGAUCCGGGCACAUGGCUCGACCUGCACGGGGAGAUGAAGAGAGACUUCCAAGAGGCCCGGCGUUGUCUGGCAAGGAGGGAUGGCGCAACCGAUCACUCGGCGGGAAUGGAAGCUGGCUCGUCCGCCAAAAAGGCCCUGAUCAAGGCUGGCGGCUUGUUGACCUGUCUUCAACAAGGGUUGAAAGCAAUGGAGGACGGAAAGAGGCUCGGCGAAGGCGAGAUCAGACGACGUAAGGACUUACUUGCGUCGGCCCGGGUCGACAGGGAAGACUUGGACACGCUGGUCUCCACAUUACCAGCUGUUUCAAAGGCGGUGCAGAAGGCCAUGCCGUCGACCUCGGACAAAACUGCAUUGCUAGGACACGCCCCUAGCAAAGCACGUGGGAGAGUGCUGGGCGCACCACUGCCCGAGACUGACCGAACCAGAGAGCUCGACAAUCAGGGCGUGUUGCAGUUACAGCAGCAGACGUUCCAGGAGCAAGAUGAGGAUGUGACGGCCCUGGCUAAGAUCAUCAGGCGACAGCGCGAGAUGGCCGAGGCGAUUGACCGCGAAGUGAGGGAGCAGACGGAAAUGCUGGACGAGGUCAAUGCCCAGGCCGACGUCGUGGCAGGCAAGGUCAACGUGGCAAAUUGGAGGACGAAGAAGAUAUCCUGA
Molecule: messenger RNA, 1095 nt
Organism: Anthostomella pinea
Lineage: Eukaryota; Fungi; Ascomycota; Sordariomycetes; Xylariales; Xylariaceae
Source: the annotation of a GenBank genome assembly